Molecule: messenger RNA, 4976 nt
Organism: Linum trigynum
Lineage: Eukaryota; Viridiplantae; Streptophyta; Magnoliopsida; Malpighiales; Linaceae
Source: the annotation of a GenBank genome assembly
CAGGCCUUAGUAAGGGAAUGAGCGAGAACCAGUUCACUAGCAGCUAGCUAGAGGAGCAGUUAGAGAGCAGUGAGUUCAAGAGGAAAAGUUCGAGGGCAGCCAGCUAGAGGAGGGCAGUAUAAGCGUCACAAAGGAUGCUUAGUCAAGGUUUCAUUAGCAACAACAUUAGAGAUUAUUAGUUAUUUACAUUUAUGAUUAUGAGUAUAGACUAGAGAUCAGUUUGAGAUUUAAAGUUUGAGUUGAAUUUGCCCACGUGUUAGGGCUUUGCUCUGAGCUACAAGUGUGUGUUUUCAGUAUUUUAUUUGUGAAAAUUUUUCCCGCUGCAAUUUAAGGUUUGAGUAUUUAUUUAUCAAGGGAAUUUUAGUAAAAGUAGUGCUCGGCCGGGUUAGGGUGUUUCAUUAUGGUUUAACUUGACAAAUUAAACUAUGGGCACAAUCGUAAAAGGUAUUCUCGCCAAGCUCAUUAGCAUCGAGUAGCUUGGCGUGGCUACUUCUCCUUUUUAAUUCCUUCGCUCAGGUGAUGGAACGAAAUCCCAAUUCAAUUUAUGGUCUAUCUCAUUCAGUACUUGUUGUUGGACCCUAAAUCAAAGUCGAGGUAUCACACGAGCCUUCCUAUCGCUCACAGCGUAACUUAUAACGUCAUAUUUGCACAUUUUUGCACCCUCGUUUCUUGAUCAUUUUGCCUUGAGUUUUUGAUUUCUUGGACUAUUUUAUGCUAGGUUGUGUUCCUUUGUCACAUUUCAGGUCCUAUCAUGUAAAUUGAAGCAUAGGCGCAAGUUUCAAGUCAAUCGGAGAUCAUUUGGCAAUUCGGUAGAAGAAACACGAGCAUAACCUGAGAAAGAAUGGACUUCUACCUCAUAUUUUGGACAAAUAAUCAUGUAAUCUUGUCAUGAAAAGAUAGAGGACGAGACUACAAGCGUCUGGGAUCAAACGGCGACUGAUUCGGAGUCCGAACGAGGGAGAAACGAAGCAUUAAACAGGAGCGGAGGAAGAAAUACGGGCAGGAGAAUUACGACCGUAUUUCCCCUCCCAUGCCCGUAUUUUCACUUCCGAGAAGAGCUUUGGAUGCGCUGAAACUUAACCAAAAUGCCUGUUUUGGGGAAAAUACGGGCAUGGAAGAAUUACGACCGUAUUUCUGCCCGUAUUUCGCCCAGAAUCGGGUUUUUGAGGCAGAUUCGAGCCAAAGGAAAGGGGGAGCUGGGUUUUGGUUCCCAAACACCCAAGGGACAAACCCUAGAGAGAGAGAGCGACUUGGGAACAUUCUUGGACCUAUUUUGUAGGAUUUCUUCACCAUUGGAGCUCGGGAAUCAAGCUUGGAGAUGGAGAUUGAAGAUCUAGAUCAGAUUUCUGCAGUCUCUCUCUUCUCUAUGGAGUAACUUCCCCUCACUUAGGUUUUGAGGAACUCUAGUUCCAUGUGUUAGGAUCUUUCUUGUAUGAAGUUUUGGAUGCUAUAUUGUUUGAUUAUAAUCGAUUGGGGCAUGAUUUAUAGAGUCAAUUGAAGCCUGAUCAUCUUCUCUUGAUUUCUGCUUUAACCUAUGAUAGAUAGAAUUUGAUUAGGUUAAGAGAGCUACUUGAUUGAUAGUGGUGAACUGGUUGUGCGAGAGUCAAUCAAUUCACUGCUUUGUACUGGAAUUCAUUCCAGUAGUGGAGAUCUGUCUGAAUCACCUUAGCACUCUAUCCCGGUGAAGGCUAGUCGCCUGCCGGGUAUUCUGUCUAAGAGGGCUUGGUCAGUUUAAGAGAUUCCAAGCUAAUUUAGGAUCUUCCACAGUUUAAUCAACAGUAGAUCAACCAAAGGUAAUUGCAACUUGGACCUAAUUGAGGAGCUAGGGGGAAUCAUACCUAAGUGAGUUCCCAACUUGUAAUUAGCAGAGUACUUAGUAGAGUAGUUUAGUAAAUCAAUCCUUAAUUUAGUUGCUUAGAUAAUGAACUAAAGCUGAGUAAUAGUAACUCUAGAGACCCGUGGAUUCGAUAUUUAUUACUUGUGCCACUAUACUGCAGUCCCUUUCAUUGGUUACACUUGGCCAUUGUUAGGCGUUGUGUCGUAGAGAGUCAAGUUUUUGGCGCCGUUGCCGGGGACUUUCUAGAUUAUUAGGAAAGGCAAAAGUUUGUUACUUCAGCGUUUUUUUCCACCCUUGCUUUUCACUUGGGUGUUUUUGUUUUUGUUGGUGCAGAUCUGAAUCAUGGAUCCUAAUGGCUUCUCUAACCAGUGGGGGUAUCCACCACCAUCCGAGUGGUAUUACCCCGAGACUUCCUGGAGCAAUCAAGGAGGAGAGGACUAUGGAUUCGGGUCCCAGUACCAACCCUCUUACUACGGAGAAAAAUCAGACCCAUGGGCAUAUCAAGAACAACCUACUUAUCCAGAAUAAUUCCUCCCACAACUAGAAGGGCCAUCAGAUCUUGAUUUAGCCACAGCCCUCACGGGCCAUCCGGCAGAGCUAUGCUACACUCCACAGCCAGAUCCAAACUAUCACUUGAGGCUUCUCGUGGAGCACAUUGCUCGAGUACCUAACAGAUCCUUUCCCGAGAUGGAUCCUCAUAUCCAGGCCAUGGCCCAAACUGACUUCUCCUUUCCCCGUGAAAUAGAGGAUACCCUUCGGAGCAUAAAGAAGCACAUAGAGGUCAUUGAGAAAGCUUGUGCACAGUUUUCUUAAGACAACCUUUAUGCUGCCAUACAAGUAGAGGAGGAGGAGGAAGAAGGCAAUCAUGAAGAUGUUGAGGAGCAUAUAGAAGUUGUCACGGAAAGCUCCCAUGAUAAUCAUGAUCAAGUGUAUCCUCUAGUGAUAGAUUACAAUUGUCCCCAUUUCCGCUCUGAUAUGCUGGGCCCGAGCGAUGAGACGCAAGAUGAUCUCAUUGAAGAAAUUACAUGGCGACUUGGUCUCCAAUCUGUGAUAGAAGAAGAAGAGCGAGAAAGGGUGAGGGAAGAAGUUGUGGAGAAUGAGGAAGAAAGUAAAGAAGAGGAAGUUAUUGAUCUUUUCCAAGGGGAGAUGCCAUAUUCUGAUGAAGGCAGGGGGGUUGAAGAAGCAAGUGGUGUCCAGGCUGAGGAUGAAGUUGAGGUGGAAGAGGCUUGCACCGACCAUGAUUUACAUGUGAUAUCUCCACCAAACUUAAAGGAACUGCUUAGCAAGGACCCAUUCGCAAUGCAACUUUGCCAGACCAAGGCCACAUCGACAUCAGUCCCUCUUGCUGGACGUGAUGGUGGUCAGUCGAUACGUUUAUAUUUGCUUUGGGGCAAUGAGACAAGAGAAGAAACGAGGAAGAGAUCUCGAGGGUGGAGACUUCAGUUGCAUCAAGUGCACGAGCCUUCAUCACCUGCCACACCACCUGCUCGUAACUUGAGACUCCACCUCAUAGAUGAGAACCUCAACUUCAAAGAGGUUCUAGCAUGGACCGAAACUUAGGAGCUACCUUCCGGCUCACGACGUGAAAGAAGCGCUUGUUAGGAGGCAACCCAACUAGUCGGUUCGCAUUUCUUUCCAUAUCUCUCCUCAGUUGAGUCAGUUUUGUUCUUUGAUGUUAGAGUUAAUAACUCAACCUUUUUGAGAUUUUGUGUGUUGUUUGUGUUCCGACUACUCUCUCCUCCUAGAAUGCACCGCCUGCCCCGUCCACCAUCAUUCACCCUUGAUCUGGUAACUUCGUUUUACCCUCCUUAUCUUUCCUCCAUUGAGGACAAUGUCGUGCUUAAGUGUGGGGGGGGGGGUGUUCGAUUAUGUAUGUGUGUGAAUGUUUGGCUGUAUGUGUGUGCUUGGAGCCUAGUCCACUGUCCAAAUCUUGAGAUUUGAGGGGUCCAAGUACUAUUGUUUGCUUGAUCGUAUUGGCAUUGUGAGUUUAAUUGGUGAAUCGAAUGGCUUUUGAAUGAAUGCAUGACAACUGGAUUGUGACUAGGACAACCUAUUAUGAUGACUGAGACGUGCAGUAGAAUUGUGUAGGGGUUCAUUUUUUCAACUGUUUGCUUACCAACUGCGACUUGGAUGGAUCACUUUUUCUUGACAGUCUUUUAUGCAUCUAGUUCAGGGAAUCAGAAUGAGAGAUAGAGCAUAUAGGUAGCCAUGUGAGAUUUGAGCCUGCUCGUUUCUUUCUUGUGCGAUAGAUCCCUCUUCCAUGAUGUGUAGCAUUCACGUUGUCAUUAGCUAAGAUGAUGGAGGCAUAGGAUUGGCCCACGACCAAAUUGACUAACCUGAUGUGUCAUACCCCUUAGUCAGCCCUUUUGAGCCGUGUGUUAUCCUUUCUUUCGAUCUACAAUGGAAAAUCACCCUUUUGCAUCUCUUAGAAGGUUCCACAGAGUGGUUUUUACAUGUUCUCUGCUGUUGUCGCUAAAUAUAAUGUGAGGGUUGGAGGUAGUGCUUAAAAAUUGGGCAUGCGUUUGAAAAAUGUGCAGAGGUGGUGGUUCUCUUAAGAAAUGAAAAAAAAUGAGAGAAAAAAAAAAGCAAAAGAGAGCCACUACCAAAAACCUGAAUAGUGUCCAUUAAGUAGUGUUUCUUAGCAGUCUGGCUUGGAAAUGCUAACAUUUAUAUGACCUCCUUCGCUCUUGUGCUCUAGAGAAUUUGAGUAAUGCAGAAUGGCAGAAAGGAAGUACUGGAUUGAUUGGUUGUGAUUGUGUUGGGUUUGGAACUGUGGAACCUUGUGCUAUGAAUACUUCCACCACCUAAAAGGCCUUUCCCCAUGUCCAAGACCCUAGCCAGUCAUCUGAACCUGUGUCUAAGACCUCCGGAUUAGUUAGUGGUGACACCCCAUAUGUGAACUCUAGCAUUUAGAGGCUGCCUUCAUGGUGAAGAGACGUUAGGGAUUGAGAGUAUGAUGAGUAUGCACAUCUUGCAUAAAAAAAAUUGUCUUGACCCCACUAGUCGAGAGUGAGCGAUUCAUUUUCUCAUAUUAUCUAUACUCUUUACCCCGGUGAGGACCUAGAUGGCUCGGUCUUGAUUCUGAUGUCUUGAGUUUUAUGCAUGAGCUGACUGUCUUGAAUAAGUGGUUGAGUCAAAU